Caenorhabditis angaria is the source of this 516-nucleotide messenger RNA. The record is from the annotation of a GenBank genome assembly. Lineage: Eukaryota; Metazoa; Nematoda; Chromadorea; Rhabditida; Rhabditidae.
UUGGUGAGCUAUCAAUAGUUUUUAUUUCCAGUACUAGCCAAUAUCGAAAUACAGUAUUCCUUCUCCCAUUUUCCUUUUUCUUUCCACUUUUCAGUGCAUUUGUGCGUCGCAGUGUUUCAACACGACGACGCACAAAUGCACUGAAAAUGGGAAAUGCAAAUUUGAGUCGAAAUCCGCGAUAGUGAAAGGUUUGUUAGAUUUUUUGCAGCGAAAUUGAUUUUUUGUUGUUGUAAAUAUCAAAACGAGUGAAACAUUUGAACAUUCACUCUGAUUUUUCAAUUUUCCCGGUGUAAAAUCUAUCAAAAACCAUAUAUUUUUUUUCAAAAAUUGGUUUUUUUUCCAGGAAUUUCAUUCCACCCGUCUCGACCAUGGAUUGUAAUAUCUCUUCACAGCGAUGUUAUUCAAUUGUGGCAUUAUCGAAUGUGUGUACUUCUCGAGAAGUUUGAUGAGUAUGACGGACCAGUUCGAGGAAUCUGUUUCCAUCAAGAACAACUGAUUUUUGUGAUGGUGUUGUGA